Molecule: messenger RNA, 807 nt
Organism: Linderina pennispora
Lineage: Eukaryota; Fungi; Kickxellomycota; Kickxellomycetes; Kickxellales; Kickxellaceae
Product: Pkinase-domain-containing protein
Exons: 4
Coding region: 1-807 (268 amino acids)
Biological process (GO): protein phosphorylation
Molecular function (GO): protein kinase activity; ATP binding
Source: RefSeq, a predicted model, not a curated record
AUGAGUGUCGCCAAGCCGCGGCGGAUAGGCUUAUAUCAAUUGGGCGACCUCUUGGGGCGGGGGUCGGCAGGAACGGUGUACCGUGGCCUGAAUUGGCGGACAGGCGAGGUGGUGGCAGUGAAGCAGUUCCACAUUGACGGGUUUGCAUCGACGUCGGACGCGGAGGGGGCAUUGAAGGAGAUAGACAUGCUGAAGAGCCUGCGACACGCCAACAUAGUGAAGUACGUCGGGUACGAGCAGUCGGAGAACGAGCUGAGCAUCGUGCUGGAAUACUGCGAGGGCGGGUCAUUGCAGCACCUACUGCGCAAGUUCGGGAAGCUGCCGGAGAACCUGGUGGGGGUUUAUGUGGCACAGAUUCUGUCUGGGCUGAUAUACUUGCAUGACAAUGCGGUGGUGCACCGGGACAUCAAGCCGGCGAACCUGCUGACGACCAAGGAGGGGAAGGUGAAGCUGGCGGACUUUGGCGUGGCGCGGUUCCACAACGGCAAUGCGACGGUGGUUGGGUCGCCGUACUGGAUUGCGCCAGAGGUCAUUCAGCUGAACGGGGCGACGGCCGCGUCGGAUAUCUGGAGCCUGGGGUGCACGAUCAUCCAGCUAGUGGACGGCAAGGCACCGUACGAGGACCUACCGCCCAUCAGCGCAAUCUUCAAAAUCGGCAACGACGAGCACCCGCCGUACCCGUCCAACAUCUCGCAGGCAAGUAUUGAUUUCUUGUCGAAAUGCCUUAAUCGGGCGCCCGACGGACGGUCGUCGGCACGGGAGCUGGCCAACCACCAGUGGAUCCGUACAUUUCCGACUGGCACGUAG